Molecule: messenger RNA, 1417 nt
Organism: Ornithorhynchus anatinus (platypus)
Lineage: Eukaryota; Metazoa; Chordata; Mammalia; Monotremata; Ornithorhynchidae
Gene: NUDT22
Product: nudix hydrolase 22
Exons: 5
Coding region: 83-994 (303 amino acids)
Molecular function (GO): GDP-mannose hydrolase activity
Source: RefSeq, a predicted model, not a curated record
UUCCGGGGAGGGGGAAGGGGGCCGGGGCGGCCGGUAGGUGCCGGCGGCGUAGCGAGCGCCCGGGCCGUUUGGGGCCGCGGCCAUGCGGGCGGGCGAGGGGCGGGUGUGGCUGCGCUGCCCGGCGUGCGGGCUGCCCGAGGCGCGGGUGCGGGCCCGGCUGGACGCGGCCUCCGACCGGCGGCGGCUGCCCGGGGGCGACGCCCCCAUCGCCCGGGCCUGGGCGUCCCGGCGGCGGGCGCAGCCCUGGCUGUUCGACGCGCCCAAGUUCCGGCUGCAGCGGGCCGAGCUGGCGGGGGCCGGGGCCGGGGGGCGGGGGCUCCUCCUCGCCCUGCGCCUCGGCCUCACCUCCUACAGGGACUUCCUGGGCACCAACCUGGGCGUCGGGGCGGCGGCGCUGCGGCGGGAGGGGGCGGCCCGCUGGGGCGACCCCCAGGCCUACAUGGCCGACCCCCUGGGCGUCGGCGCCCUCCUGGCCACGGCCGACGGCCGGCUGGUGUUGCUCAGGCGCUCCCGCACCGUGGCCGAGGCCCCCGGGAUGCUCGACGUGCCCGGAGGACACCCCGAGCCCCAGGCCGUGUGCCCCGGGGACCACCCCCGGCAUGAGGAGCUGCCCGGAGAGCUGGUGGUGAAGGAGCUCUUCUCCUCCAUCCUCCGGGAGAUUCGGGAUGAGGUCAACCUCCCCCUGGCAACGCUAAGCCCCCCUCUGCUACUGGGCAUCGUCCGCAACGAGACCAGCGCCGGCCGGGCCAGUGCCGAAUUCUACGUCAGGUGCAGUCUGACCUCUGAGCAGGUGAGGCAACUGUACCAGAUUGGAGGGCCCGAGGCCCACGAGUCCUCUGAGAUCAUCUUCCUGGAGGUGAAGGACUUGCCGCACCUGGAGGACACCCCGGAGGUGUGGGGAGAGCUGUGUCCCUCCGCCAAAGGAGCCGUCCUGCUCUACAACCUGGUGCGAGGCUCUGAGACUGAGCCCGCGGAGCAACCUGUGAAUAAAUAAUAAAGGGAUUCGUCUCUGGGAAAUCCGAACCGAGGCGCCGUGUCUCGGCCGGAGGCCUGCCCUCCGCGCUGCCGGGACCCUCCCCGCCUUCAGAGCACAACUAAGGUCGCAUCUUCUCCGUGAGGCCUUCCCCGAUUAAGCCCUCUUUUCCUCUGCUCGCUCUCCCUUCUGCGUCCUCUGUGACCUCGGGACAUCUGAUAUUCGCCCCCCCCCGUCCCCAACCCCGCAGCUCAAACUGUACGGACCUUGAAAUUAUUUAUUGUAAAUUACUUAUUCGUAUUAACGUCUGUCUCCAACUCUAGAAUGUAAGCCCGAUAUGGGUAGGGAAUGUGCCUGCUAAUUCUUUUGUAGUGUACUCUCCCAAGCGCUUAGAACAGUGCUCUGCACAUAGCGCUGUCAGUAAAUAUCAUUCGUCGACCCCCA